Messenger RNA from Chenopodium quinoa (quinoa), 3155 nucleotides. Its product is annotated as pentatricopeptide repeat-containing protein At3g57430, chloroplastic-like. The record is from RefSeq and is a predicted model, not a curated record. Gene Ontology annotation, biological process: RNA modification. NCBI's taxonomy places the organism in Eukaryota, Viridiplantae, Streptophyta, Magnoliopsida, Caryophyllales, Amaranthaceae. Gene Ontology annotation, molecular function: protein binding; RNA binding; zinc ion binding.
AACAAAUCAAACAACAUAUCACAUUGAGUAUAUAUUUUUUUUACCGACAUAUAUACAUCAAAAAGAUGAUUAAGAGAUUGUCUAUGAAUUUAAGUAUAAAUUUACAUGAGUACUUUAAAAUUAGAACCGACCCACCAAAUUUAACCUAACCCAAGCCGAAAACCCGAAUAAUACCUCUAGUACUAGGAAAGGAUAAACCUUCAUCAACUACCAUAACUACCAAAAUUUGAGCCCUUACCUUUAAAAUUAAUCCUCACCAAAUGUCCUCCUCUUUCACUCAUUUUCUCUCUCCUACUUUACUCCCUCUUUCAUCUUCUUCCUCUACUCUUUCUUCUCUUCCAACCCAUCAAAACUGUUCACCAUUGCUGCAAAAACCUUCUGCAACUCUGACUUCCUCUGCUCCAUUUCAAAACCCCACUUCAGAAAUCCUUUCUAAGCAUUCAUGGGUCGAAACCCUUCGUUCCCAAGCACGUUCUGGGCUUCUCAUGGAAGCCAUUUCCACCUACAUUUCCAUGUUAAUGGCGGGUGUUGUUGCGGACAAUUUUGUAUUUCCGGCCAUUUUGAAGGUUGCAGCGGGCCUUUAUGAUUUGAAUUUUGGGAAACAGAUUCAUACCCAGGUGUUUAAACUUGGGUAUGGGUCGAAUUCAACUACUGUAGAUAAUACCCUUGUGAAUAUGUAUGGGAAAUGUGGAGAUAUUGGGGAUGCACGUAAGGUGUUUGAUAAAAUGUCUGAGAGAGAUCAGGUUUCGUGGAACUCGAUUAUUUCGGUUUUGUGUAGGCAUGAGGAGUGGGAGGAUGCUUUAGAGGCGUUUUGGGUGAUGCAAGAGGAGAAUGUUGAGCCUAGUUCGUUUACAUUGGUGAGUAUCGUGUCGGUUUGUGGGAAUUUGGGGGUUGUUGAUGGGUUGAGGCUUGGGAAGCAAGUUCAUGGUUAUAGUUUAAGGAAGGGAGAUGUGAGAACUUUUAUAGUUAAUUCAUUGAUGGCUAUGUAUGCAAAAUUGGGAAAUGUUGAUUAUGCAAAAUCAUUGCUUUACACGUUUGAGGAUCGAGAUUUGGUCACUUGGAAUACUAUGAUAAGCUCAUUCUCACAGAAUGAUCGUUUCAUAGAAGCACUAAAGUUCUUAAAGUUUAUGGUUCAGAAAGGGGUUAGGCCGGACGGAGUAACAAUUGCAAGUGUUUUGCCUGCUUGCUCUCAUUUGGAGUUGUUGGAUUUAGGAAAAGAAAUUCAUGCUUAUGUGAUUAGAAAUGAAAUUUUGAGUGAUAAUACUUUUGUGACUAGUGCUUUGGUUGAUAUGUAUAGCAAUUGCAAAGAGGUAACUAGUGGUCGUUUAAUUUUCGAUAACACCCAAGUGAGGAAUAUAGCUAUUUGGAAUGCUAUGCUCGCUGGUUAUGCACUAAAUGGACGUUUUGAGGACGCAUUGAAGCUUUUCAUUGAAAUGCUUGAAGUUGCAGGGGUUUCCCCGAAUCCCACCACUAUGGCAAGUGUUUUACCGUCCUGUGUUCACAGCCAAGAAUUCUUAGAUAUUCAUGGUUUUGUAAUCAAAUUGGGCUUUGACAGGAAUACUUACGUACAAAAUGCUCUAUUGGAUAUGUACUCUAGGAUAGGAAGAUUGAAAUUUCCAAAAAACAUAUUUGAUAGCAUGGAACAUAAGGAUAUUGUCUCCUGGAACACAAUGAUAACUGGCUGUGUUGUCUGUGGACAGCACAGCGAGGCUCUUCUAUUGCUUCAUGAGAUGCAACGACUUAAUGAUAGUGAGGAUGAACAUGAGUAUGAUAUAAGAACUUUUCAUAGGGCAAAUUCAAUUACUCUUAUGGCUGUUCUUCCUGGUUGUGCUUCCUUAUCAGCACUGGCUAAAGGGAAAGAGAUCCACGCCUAUGCCAUAAAAAACAAUAUGGCAUCGGAUGUCGCUGUUGGAAGUGCAUUAGUUGACAUGUAUGCAAAAUGUGGAUGUUUGAAUAUGUCGAAAAGAGUUUUUGAUCUUAUGCCGAAGAAGAAUGUGAUAACGUGGAAUGUGCUUAUCAUGGCUUAUGGUAUGCAUGGGCUAGGAGAGGAAGCACUUAGUCUGUUUCGGGAAAUGGCAGCCGAGGCUUUGCAGGGUAGUGACACGAAGCCCAAUGAAGUUACAAUUAUCGCUGUGUUUGCUGCUUGUAGCCAUUCUGGCUUGGUUAAUGAAGGACUAGAUCUUUUUUGCAGCAUGAGCGAUAGAUAUGGGAUUAAUCCUACAGGUAAUCACUAUGCUUGUGUGGUGGACUUGCUUGGUCGAGCAGGGAAACUGGAUGCGGCAUAUGAGCUCAUCAGUAGCAUGCCUGCUCAAUAUGAUAAAACAGGUGCUUGGAGCAGUUUGUUGGGUGCUUGUCAGGUGCACAAGAAUGUAGAACUGGGAGAGGUUGCCGCAAGGAAUCUUAUUCAAUUGGAACCACACAUAGAUAGCCAUUAUGUUUUACUUUCCAAUAUCUAUUCGUCAGCUGGGCUUUGGGAGAAGGCAACAGAAGUCAGGAAAAAUAUGAAGCAGAUGGGAGUGAAAAAAGAACCUGGAUGCAGUUGGAUUGUGUUCGGCGACAAGGUUCAUAAAUUCCAUGCAGGUGAUGUAUUGCACCCACAAAGUGAGCAGCUGCAUGGUUUCAUAGAGGACUUGUCAGAAAGGAUGAAAAAGGAGGGUUAUGUUCCUGACACUUCCUGUGUUCUUCACAAUCUUGACGAAGAGGAAAAGGAGAGUCUAUUAUGUGGGCAUAGUGAGAGAUUGGCAAUAGCAUUUGGCAUCCUAAAUACGCCUCCUGGAUGUACAAUUCGUGUUUCAAAGAACCUAAGAGUUUGCAACGAUUGCCAUACAGCUACGAAGUUUAUUUCUAAGAUUGAAAAGAGAGAGAUAAUUCUUCGUGAUGUGAGGAGGUUCCAUCAUUUUAAGGAUGGAGUCUGUUCUUGUGGGGAUUACUGGUGAACAGUUCUUCAUCUCUUUCCCUUUCAUAUUCUCAAUACACAAGAUCCUCAUCCUACACAAAAUGUAUCUUUCAUAUUUUACUUUGUUGUACAAGCUGUAUAAAAUGUACAAUUUUCAGUUGUGAAGACUGGUUUGGAAAACUGGAUAUACAGAAUGCUGUCAAAAAAUGUUGGUGUAAUACAAUCUUCUCAUUUAUGGUAUCUUUUGUUUGACUUCCAA